Molecule: messenger RNA, 3381 nt
Organism: Entrophospora candida
Lineage: Eukaryota; Fungi; Glomeromycota; Glomeromycetes; Entrophosporales; Entrophosporaceae
Source: the annotation of a GenBank genome assembly
AUGGGACAUAAAGUUAAAAAUUUAUUCAAGUCUGCAAUAAUAAAAAAUACAAUAAGACGCGAAGAAAUGACGAAAAAAAGUUUAAACAUCUCUCAUCAAAAAAGACUUAUAAAUUCUCACAGUGAAAUAAAACCAAAUGAAAGUCGUACUUCUACAGAAAAACCAUAUAUCAAUUCAUCUGGUAUAGAAAUGUUACCAAGUUGGCUUUACUCCAAAAUUUUUAGGCUUACUACUCGACCAGAGCCUCAUAAAAAUCGUGAGUUGGUUUCAUCAAAACAUUUAGAAGAACAGAAGUUAGCAGGGAGAAUAUCUGAUGCAUUUCCUCUGAUAAAGGAAUUUGACUCAUUAUUAAUAGAUGGAAGCUCAAUAGCUGAACAUUUUUGGAAAAUAGGGAGUAGUCAAGCAAACCCUUAUAUUGAAUUAGCUAAAGGUUUUGUAGUUGAUGAUCUUCCUGAGACUCCGUCUAACUGGAUACUACAAGAGGGUUGGACACGCUAUAAAAAAGAUAUAAAACCUGAAAAAGUAGAAUUUCCUAAAGAAAAAAUCUUAUGUUUUGAUGUUGAAACAAUGCAUAAUGAUAGUAAUUAUUCUUUGAUUGCCUGCGCUGUUUCACCUGAGGCCUGGUAUGCGUGGGUUUCACCAAAGCUAAUUGAACACAAACAGGAAGUUGAAAAAUCAAAAAAUAAUAAUGCUGCUGAUUCAAAGGACAAUGAAAAUUUAACAACUAAUAACAAAAAUAAUAAUAAAAAGAAGAAAAUUGAAGAUAUUUUUCGAAGUUCUAAUAAGGUUGGAAGUUUGAUUCCCAUGGGUAAUAUGCCAGAUACCCGUAGAAUAAUAAUUGGACAUAACGUUGGAUAUGAUCGUGCACGUAUCUUAGAAGAGUAUUCAUAUAAGCAUUCUGGUAUUAAAUUUAUAGACACUAUGUCUUUACAUAUAGCUGUAAAUGGUCUGUCUUCAAAUCAACGUUCAACUUGGAUUAAAUAUAAGAAGGCCAUAAUAGAGGAUGACAAUGAUUAUUUGGAUUCAGCGAGGGAAUUCAAACCUAUAUAUGAUGUAAGCUCAAUAAACAGUCUUCAAGAUGUUUAUAGAUUGCAUUAUGGGGAAGGACUUGAUAAAUCAUCAAAAGACUUUUUUAUUAAAGGAACUCUUGAUGAUAUAAUUGAUCCAGAAAAUUUUCAAAAGAUAAUAACAUAUUGUGCUAAUGAUGUAAUAGCUACCCAUAAAAUUUAUUGUAAAGUCCUUCCACAGUUUCUGGAUGUUUGUCCUCAUCCAGUAUCAUUUGCUGGAAUGCUACAAAUGGGCAAUAUGUUCUUAACCACCUCAAAUGAUUGGAAUGAUUACAUUAAUAAAGCAGAAACCAUGUUUCAAAAGAAGUGUAAAGAUCUUCAUGAUAGUUUAACAAGCUUGGCAGAGGAUACUUUAAAAGAGGGUACGAGCAAUCCUGAAAAGAUAAAAGAUGAUUUUUUUUUAAAACAAUUGGAUUGGGCAUGUCCCACAUCCAAUAAGGUUAGAAAACUUCCAACACAUCCAAACUGGUAUAGAGAUAUUUAUAAUACUAAAACCAAUGAGUUAAAAAUUACAUCUAGAAUGAGAAUUGCGCCUCUUUUAUUAAAGUUAAAAUGGAAUGACUUUCCAUUAUAUUAUUCCAAAAAGUAUGGUUGGACAUAUAGAGUACCCAUAGAAAAUACUACUUAUGUAACAAAGGCAAAACCAUGUGUCUUUCGUGAAGAAAAAAAAGAAUCAUCGUCAGUUGUUCAACAAGAAAAUCAAAUAGAUCUUCGUAAUAUGGAACAUCUUACAGAAGAACAUAAUGAAGCCGAAAAAUCUAAUAAGACCGAAAAUAAUAAAACAAAAAAAGUUGUAGAAGAAGAUGAAAAGCUUGCGGAUGAUAAAGAUGGGGUUUAUUAUCGUAUUCCACACAAAGAUGGGGAUGAACAUCGCUGUGAAACUCCAUUUGCAAAACAUUAUAUAAAUGAUUUUGAAAAAGAAGUGUUAAGUUCAGAAUAUAGUAUGGGAAAAAAUGCAAUUCAAAUGAGUGUUAAUUGUUCAUACUGGAUAAGUUGUAGAGAACGUAUAAUAAGUCAGAUGGUGACUGUUGCAAUGGGAACAGUUACUCGACGCGCGGUGGAAAAAACAUGGAUGACAGCCAGUAAUGUGAAGGAAAAUAGAAUAGGGUCUGAACUUAAAGCAUUAAUACAGGCUCCAGAAGGCUAUAAAAUAGUUGGUGCUGAUGUGGAUUCAGAAGAAUUGUGGAUAUCAAGUCUAAUCGGAGAUUCCCAGUUUGGGUUUCAUGGUUCAACAGCUAUGGGAUGGAUGACACUUCAAGGUACUAAAGCUGAAGGCACCGACAUGCAUUCAAGAACAGCCCAAAUUUUAAAAAUUUCAAGAUCAGAUGCAAAAGUAUUUAAUUAUGGACGAAUAUAUGGAGCAGGAUUAAAAUUCGCGUCACAAUUGUUAAGACAAUUUAAUGAGGAUAUUAUUGAAGAAGAAGCAACAGAGCGUGCAACAGAGUUAUAUGAGCACACAAAAGGCAAAAGAUUCUAUUCAAAAGAUUAUAAAGAACUAAAGAGGAGAUUUUUAAAUUAUGAUUAUUUUUGGUAUGGUGGAAGUGAAAGUUAUAUGUUCAAUAGUUUAGAAAACAUAGCGAUAAGCGAAUCGCCUCGAACUCCAGUUUUAAAAUGUGGUAUUACUGAAGCGUUGAAUAUGAAAGUGGUUAAAAAAGGAUAUAUGACAUCAAGAAUAAACUGGGUCGUACAAUCUUCAGGGGUUGACUAUCUUCAUUUACUUUUAGUAUCUAUGGAGUAUUUAAUAACAAAAUAUAAGAUUAACGCACGAUUUAUGAUAUCGGUUCAUGAUGAAAUAAGAUUCCUUGUAGAAGAGAAAGAUAGUUAUCGUGCAGCAUUAGCAUUACAAAUUAGUAAUCUAUGGACUCGAUCAAUGUUUAGUUAUAUGUUGGGAAUUAUGGAUUUACCAUCGUCUGUUGCAUUUUUUUCAGGAGUUGAUAUUGAUCAUGUAUUACGUAAAGAGGUUGAAAUGAAGUGUAAAACUAUCUCAUAUGAUGCUGAGGUUAAAGAUGGGGAAAGUUUAACAAUUCAAGAACUUCUUGAGAAAAUAACAACUUUAGGUGAAGAAACUACUAGUAGUGAUGAUAUUAAUGAUGAUGGUUAUAUAAAACAAAUAAACAAUAUUAACAAUAGUGAAUUAUUAAAACCGUGUGACACAUUUAUAGAUGACACAUUUCUUGAAAUUCAAUCAUUAUCAAAUGAUAAAGAUGUUCUUGCAAAAAUGAGAAAUACGGAACAUCUUAACGCUUAUUCAAAUUAUUCAAGAGCUAAAGAACGUCUUGAUAAUUUUAGUUCUAAAAGGCAAGCACGCUACUGA